Messenger RNA from Gregarina niphandrodes, 471 nucleotides. RefSeq lists its product as hypothetical. The transcript has 2 exons. The record is from RefSeq and is a predicted model, not a curated record. Lineage: Eukaryota; Apicomplexa; Conoidasida; Eugregarinorida; Gregarinidae. Bases 1 to 471 code for a protein of 156 amino acids.
AUGGUUGAUUCUGUUCGACCGAUUCAGUUGGCAAGUUUGUGGAAGGCGUAUAAGGUUGUUGGUGCUAUGGUUGCUGUUAAGCGUCAUCAGCCUUCGCCGAUAGUGUUUGAUGGUACGCAGGCUCAAGUUGCUCAUCAGGAGUUGUGGUGGGCGCCUUGGUCGGGUGUUGAUGAGCCAAUGACUCAUCCCAGGCAGAUGGCGUCUGGUAUUCUUGUUGGUGAUAAUUGGACUUCAAAGUAUAUUCGUAAUUGUGUGCCUGUGAGUCAGCGUUUCCAUUAUGAUAAUCGUGAUCCUAAGGGUGGUAUUGAGCAAGUUAUUGAGUUCUUUAAGCCUGGGUCUCCUCCUUGGUUACCUAUAGAUGGAUUUGAACGUGAUGAUACUGGUAAGGAAUCAGGUAAGUUUGCUGCUCAGCAGUCUAUUGGUUUCUUCUAUGUUGAUGGGCCUAUUGACUAUUGCUAUGAAGGGUCGUAA